Molecule: messenger RNA, 931 nt
Organism: Lycium barbarum (goji berry)
Lineage: Eukaryota; Viridiplantae; Streptophyta; Magnoliopsida; Solanales; Solanaceae
Product: low-temperature-induced 65 kDa protein-like
Exons: 3
Coding region: 85-768 (227 amino acids)
Biological process (GO): response to stress; response to abscisic acid
Source: RefSeq, a predicted model, not a curated record
AACAAUAAUUAACUAAGCAACCAAAUAGUUCUCUUAUAUUUCUGUAACAAAAACAGUGUUUACUUCUUUUUAACCUUUUUAACUAUGGAGGCUCAACAGCACCGUCCACAGGGUCAUGCUUAUGAAGAAGUGCUGGUUGACAAAGUUGGAUUAACAACAGCGUUGGAUGAUGACCCAAAUGCACCAAAAGAUGAGAAGGCAUCUUCUAAUUAUCAGAGCAAAGUCACUGACCCAUCAGGCGUCAAUAACGAGGAGGCGGGAACUACUCCACUAGUUCAAUCAUUCGAGAAAAUGAAUGUAAACGAAGAAACAAAACCAGAGAAAGGAGCAGGGGAAGUCCAAGAGGGAAAGAUGAGUACUAAAUCAACUGAUAGAGGAGUGUCAAAAAUGAAGGAAUACAUAGCGGAGAAAUUCAAGCCCCGAGAUGAAGAUAAGGCACUCUCCGAGGUUAUUUCAGGCACACUUUCAGGACAGAAAGAUAAAACUGUGGGAAGUACUGCAGAAACAGGAAAGGCACUUUCUGAUGUGAUUUCAGGAAAACUUUCACAACAAAAAGAUAAAACUGGGGGAACUGAAGAAAAAGGGACGGUGAAGAAACCGGAGGAAGUCGCGACGACACAAGCAGGACCUGCUACGGCAACACAUGGUGAAGGUGCAGGAAAGGGUAUGAUGGAUAGGGUCAAAGGUGUUGCUGCUAGUUUGUGGCUUCGCAAAGGUGGUGGAAAAGAAGCAGCACAGCAGACUCCUAGUACCCCAGAUGGUACUUAAUUAGUACUAGUAAAUGCUUUUAUAUGUUUCAUCAAAAGCUAUUGUAUAUGUUGGCUGCCUCGUUUCUUUUGUUAGGUGUUCUGCUAAGUUUGAGCAAAACGUGUGUGAAUAGAUAAUGGAGCUUCAUGUUUGUUCUAAGACUGAAUGGGAUCAAUUAUGUGUA